GAUUUUGUUUCCUCUUAUUAGUCCACAUAUUGCUCGAGUUUGUAUGAACACUGCAUAGCUACUCGGCACACAAUGCAUAUUUAUUCUCAAGUCUUGGAGAAGCUUGCCCCACACAUUCAACAGGUCAGCAUGGAAAGUAAUGGAAAGGGAGUUUUGAUUGAUGGGGUACCUCUACCAUUUGAAGCUGGUGAGGUAGGGAGCAAUCAUGAUGAUUCCAUUGUUGAUUUUAUCAGAGGAAACAUGAAUUCAGAGGAAGCUGCACAAAUUCCGAGAAGAACUACAAGGUCUUUAGCUUCAUCUUCUACACAAAAUUUUGCUUCAUCUUUAGUUAAAUUUUUUUUGUUUUCUAUUUCUUUCUGGUCUUUAGUUUUAUCCUAUAUUAUUAUUAGUUAACUGGUUUCAAUUUCAUUCCUUGGGUUUGAGUUUCUUCUCCAAAAUCCCUGGUUGAAUCAUGGAUAAGAGCAUGUUAGCUAGUUUGGAAUCACUUCUAGAAGCUGAUCAGCAAAGAAUGGCAUCCAUGAUGGAAUAGGUUUAAAUUUGUGACAGGUACCUCCUCUUCACUCUAUCUGUUAACUAAUUCCAUGUGUUUUGAUUUGAGCUUCAUGUUCC
Messenger RNA from Arachis ipaensis, 609 nucleotides. The record is from RefSeq and is a predicted model, not a curated record. Lineage: Eukaryota; Viridiplantae; Streptophyta; Magnoliopsida; Fabales; Fabaceae.